Molecule: messenger RNA, 1212 nt
Organism: Alternaria viburni
Lineage: Eukaryota; Fungi; Ascomycota; Dothideomycetes; Pleosporales; Pleosporaceae
Exons: 3
Coding region: 1-1212 (403 amino acids)
Source: RefSeq, a predicted model, not a curated record
AUGCGCACCAUUUCAUUUGCGAUAUUUACCUUGGUUGUCACCAGUGGUGGCACACCGCUGGGACACAACCCCGAGCGCCUUGGGGAAAUCGUUCCUCGCCAGAUGAAUGUGACAUGUCCAGCAACACCGAAUCCCAUGCCCAAAGCGGCGGCAUUUCCUUCCGUAAAGACGAUGCCAGAUCCGUUUCUGUAUCUCGACGGCAAGACCCGUGUCCAAAGCAAAGACGAAUGGAACCAAUGCCGCCAACCCGAGAUCCUCAAGCUCCUCCAGGAAUACCAAUACGGGUACUACCCUGAUCACUCGCAAGAGACUGUCUCCGCAACUCGAAAUGGCAACACCUUGGCUGUGACUGUCACCACAGGAGGGAGGACCGCUAACAUUGCAGCUUCUUUGAACUUGCCGAGUGGAGGCGGACCGUUCCCAGUGGUCAUCUCGAUCGGCGGGAUGGACACUAAGAGCUAUGUAAACGCGGGGAUAGCGGUAGUCACAUUCGAUUAUACCAAAGUCGCCGCAGACAGUAACAGUAAAUCUGGCUCGUUUUGGACGCUGUAUAGUGGUAGAGACAUCGGGGUACUGACUGCAUGGGCAUGGGGCUUUCAUCGCGUUCUUGACGGCAUCGAACUUAAGGUUCCAGAGAUCGAUGCAACCAAAUCCGGCGUCACCGGUUGCUCUCGUCUGGGCAAAGCCGCUCUGGCUGCUGGGCUAUUUGACAAGCGCAUCGCCGUCACUAUGCCAAUGUGUUCUGGCGUUCAGGGGGCGGGGCCCUACCGAUACAGCCUGAGUGGGCAGGGGGAGAAUCUGGAGAAUGCUAAAUCUGGAGCAGGAUGGUGGACAUCUUCUGGCAUCUCGCAGUUCGUCGGCAAAUCCUCCCAGCUCCCUUACGACGCCCACACGAUCGUUGCAGCCAUAGCCCCACGCGCAGUCAUCCUCUCCCAGAACGUAAACGAUCAAUUCACGGACUCCAAAGGCACCGCCCAAGUGACCUUUCCUGCGGCUAAGGUCGUAUACAAUUGGUUAGGCGUGGGCGAGAAGCUGGGUAUGAGCAUACCGUCUGGUGGACACUGCGAUAUGAGUGGAUACGCGGAUAUCUUGCCUUUUGUGCAAAAGAUACUGCAGAAUAAGAGCACGACGCGGAAUUAUGACGAUUUGAAGACGUGGAAGGCUAUGCCCGAGGCUUUCCCUUGGGGCAGCCAUCUACCAAAGGCAACCUGA